CGGGAGCGGUGGUGAGAGCUGGGGCUGCACUGAAACCAGAGCCCAGGAGGCAUCGUUUACAUGACUUUUGGGCUUUCUUUCUUUCUUUCUUUUCUUUCUUUUCUUUCUUUUCUUUCUUUCUUAUUGUGGCAAAAUGUACCACCUUAACCAUCUUUAAGUACACAGUUCAGCGGCAUAGAACACGCUCAUGCUGUUGUGCGACCACCCCCAGCACUGUCUGCAGAACCUUCUGUCUCCCCACACGGAGACCCCGUCCCCAGGAAGCACUGACCCCCGCCCCCUGCCCCACCCCUGGCUCCCACCACCUCCUCUGUCUCUGUGGACGGGCCUCCUAUGGGGACUUCCUGGGAGUGGGGUCCUGCGGGAGGCGUCCUUCUGGGUCUGGGUCCUCUCCCUGAGCCCGGUGUCCUCGGGUCCGCCCACGCGGGGGCAGGUGUCGGGAUCCCUUCCUUUCUAGGGCUGGAUCAUAUUCCGGACAUGGAUGGACCGCAUUGUGUUUAUCCUUUCAUCCAUCGAUGGAUGCUUGUGUUGAUUCCCCAUUUUAGCGAUUAUCUUCGACCCGCCUGAGGAGUUGGAGCGCAAGGUGUGGGAGCUGGCACAGUUGGUCUGGCAGUCCUCCAACGUGGUGUUCCACACAGGUGCUGGCAUCAGCACCGCCUCGGGCAUCCCAGACUUCAGGGGCCCCCAUGGCGUCUGGACGAUGGAGGAGCGGGGCCUGGCCCCCAAAUUCGACACCACCUUUGAGAGCGCGCGGCCCACGCAGACCCACAUGGCACUGGUGCAGCUGGAGCGCGUGGGCCUCCUCCGCUUCCUGGUCAGCCAGAAUGUGGAUGGGCUGCAUGUGCGCUCCGGUUUCCCCAGGGACAAGCUGGCGGAGCUCCACGGAAACAUGUUCGUAGAGGAAUGUGUCAAGUGUAAGACGCAGUACGUCCGGGACACCGUAGUGGGCAGCAUGGGCCUCAGGGCCACAGGCCGGCUCUGCACUGUGGCCAAAGCGAGGGGGCUGCGGGCCUGCAGGGGGGAGCUGAGGGAUACCAUCCUGGACUGGGAGGACGCCCUGCCUGACCGGGACCUCACUCUUGCCGACGAGGCCAGCAGGAACGCAGACCUGUCCAUCACGCUGGGCACCUCCCUGCAAAUCCGGCCCAGCGGGAACCUGCCACUCGCCACUAAGCGCCGAGGAGGCCGACUGGUCAUUGUCAACCUUCAGCCCACAAAGCACGACCGCCAUGCCGACCUGCGCAUCCACGGCUAUGUGGAUGAGGUCAUGACCAGGCUUAUGAAGCACCUGGGCCUGGAGAUCCCUGCCUGGGACGGUCCCCGCGUGCUGGAGAGAGCGCUGCCACCCCUGCCCCGCCCACCCGCACCCAAGCCCGAGCCCAAGGAGGAGGCGCCCGCCCAGCUCAAUGGCCCAGCACCCGCCAGUCCCAAGCAGGAGCCCUCCACAGAGCCCUGCACCCAGCACAAUGGCUCUGGGCCCGGCAGCCCCAAGAGGGAGCGGCUGGACAGUCCUGUACCACACAGGCCCCCCAAAAGGGUGAAGGCCGAGGUGGCCCCCAGCUGACCAGGGAGCCCGGGGAGGGUGGGGCUUUUUGUAGAAACCGUGGAUUCAUCUUUUCUUAUUGGUCUCACUUUGUUACUCGUACCUGCCCUUGAGGGUGGGAGAGGGUGACCUCAGGGUGCUGAUUGCUGGGCUCCAGGCCCCGGGGCAGGCUCACUCUCCACUGCCUCUCUCUUUAGCUCUAGGGGCCUCUGGUGUGGGCCUGGGGAGGAGCGUUUUCACCCUGGAAGCUGACCUUGGACCUGACACCCCAGGCACCUGCUCCUCCCCGUGCCCCAGUCCCUGACUCAGGGUGUUCUGGGGAGGUGUGGCCAGGCCCUCCCUAGUUUCCAGUCUAAACAGGAGUUGACGUUCUCUGCCCCCCCCCCGGGCUCUCACACUCCCCAGCCUCUGCCUCCCCCAAAUCGCCUUCACAGUCCCUCUAGGAGGCAAGCUGGGGCAGAGCCACCAUUACGAAGCCAGACUUUGUGUGGCACAGACAGUGGUUGGUUUGCACUGCCUUUGGAGCUAGAGGGAGAAACAGGUGUGUCCACCUGCCUUCCUCCAGACUUCCAGAGAAGUCUUCAAUGCAAUAAAAGCAGAGAUUCUUGCAUCUGA
Canis lupus familiaris (dog) is the source of this 2158-nucleotide messenger RNA. It is a transcript of the gene SIRT6, whose product is annotated as sirtuin 6. Gene Ontology annotation, molecular function: NAD+ binding. The transcript has 8 exons. Lineage: Eukaryota; Metazoa; Chordata; Mammalia; Carnivora; Canidae. The record is from RefSeq and is a predicted model, not a curated record. The coding region runs from base 701 to 1564 and encodes 287 amino acids.